Molecule: messenger RNA, 294 nt
Organism: Didymodactylos carnosus
Lineage: Eukaryota; Metazoa; Rotifera; Eurotatoria; Philodinida; Philodinidae
Source: the annotation of a GenBank genome assembly
AUGUACAAAUUAGAUUGUCAAUAUAGUAAAUUAGAAAACAUUUUCGCAAUUCAACAUUUUGUUGAUUUGAAAUCAGCAUGCCUUGAGAAAUUAAAGCAGCUUGUUAUAGAUGAUUUAGAAGAUACUACAAUGAUUGAAGCGCGUAAACUUCGUGUUCGUGGAUCGACAAGUGGUCGUACAUGCGAUAAUAAAGGGAAAUGUGCUAGGAGACAACGUGCAUAUAAAAAAGCGGAAGUUUUUUGUUUGACAAAAUGUCAUUCUAAACGAGCAGCUUGUAAAAAUAUGGAUGAAUAG